CUGCCAUUUCCGUUUUGCAGUUGCCGCGAGGUUGGCGUUGUUUUGAGACUAGUUGUAAUUUUUAAAAGAAUUUCUAUUGAAUUAGUUGUGUUUCAACAUAAAAUAACAUCAACAAUUAUUUGUUGUUACUAUAAUUAUAACUUUUAAAUAAAAAUAUUCAUUAAAAGAGUGAAUAAAAUAUGGUUGGAUCACGGGUAUAUGUUGGAGGACUACCCUACGGUGUCCGAGAAAGAGAUUUGGAAAGAUUUUUCAAAGGUUACGGCCGCACCAGAGAUAUUCUCAUCAAAAAUGGCUACGGCUUUGUUGAAUUCGAAGAUUAUCGAGACGCAGAUGAUGCGGUCUAUGAAUUAAACGGGAAAGAGCUACUUGGUGAAAGAAGGGUGGUUGUGGAGCCGGCAAGGGGAACUGCCAGAGGUAGCCAUAGAGAUAGAUACGACGACCGCUACAACAAUCGUCGUGGAGGAGGCGGCGGAGGGCGUUAUAACGACAAACGUAGAGGCUACAAUAGCUACAAUAGUCGUAAGAGCCCAGGGCGUGAUAGUGAUGAUGGCAAAAAAUCCAGGCACAUGGACAAAUCUGGAGAUGAUCCCAGAUCAAAAAAUUCCAGAUCGUCCUCAAGAUACGGACCACCAUUACGCACCGAAUACCGUCUAAUCGUAGAGAAUCUUUCAAGCCGAGUCAGCUGGCAGGAUCUGAAAGACUAUAUGCGUCAAGCUGGUGAAGUUACUUAUGCAGAUGCCCAUAAGCAGAGGCGCAACGAAGGUGUUGUUGAAUUUGCCUCAUUGUCUGACAUGAAGACAGCUAUUGAAAAGCUUGACGAUACCGAUUUGAAUGGUCGUCGUGUUCGUUUGGUUGAAGAUCGCCGUGGAGGACGCAGUGGUGGACGUGGAAGGUCUCGUUCAUCAAGCUCUCGUUCUAGGUCUCGUUCACGUAGACGUUCUCGCUCAAGGUCCCGUCGUUCAUCGCGAUCACGUUCAAAGUCUCAUAGCCGCUCCAAGUCUCGUGGAGCUCGUUCCAAGUCAAAGUCAGUUGUCAAGUCACGUUCAAGAUCCCGUUCUAACAAAUCAAGAGACGUUUCCAAGUCCAAGUCAAAAUCACGCUCCCGUUCACGUUCAUUGAAGCGUGCAUCAUCUAGAUCACGAUCCCGUUCACACUCCAAGCGUGAAUCCCGUUCCAGGUCACGCUCCAAGUCCAGAAGAGAUUCACACUCAAGGGAUCGUUCUGGAUCGGAAAAUAACAAAUCACGCUCCCGGUCUAUAUCCCCAAAGAACGGUAACAUGUCACCCGAUAGAAAUAACGAGAGCAUGGAAGACUAAAUGGCUUAGUUUUAUCAUAAUUUUAACGUAACGGUUUUUUUUUCGAUUCAGUUUCUCACGCGAAAAAAAGAAAAAACAAACACAAAUCUUAGGCAUUAAUAGAUGUAACUAUUAUUGUCACCUAAGUUUCAAAACUUUCAAUUGACAUUUUUCACAGUUACAUAAUUGUUUUGAUUUCAACUUUUUCCCCUUCUAUAAAAUAUAAUUACAUUUCUAUUGUGUAGUGUAAAGCUGGAAUUAUUUUCUUUUUUGCAAAUUUCCUAAGACAAUUAUUAAGAAAUUAAUAACAAAAAAACUAAACAAAAUUCAUAUGAACUACAUUUAUUAGAUAGAUUUCUUGUUUUUUCUAAUGAAUGUAUUUUAUUUAUUGGAUUUUGAAAAUUGCAUAUAUAAUAUUUGUGGAAUUUUAUUUAAUUAAAAUAUUUAAACCUGGUGUAAGAAGGAAAACAAAAAAAAACUUAUAUAAGAAUAAAAUUUGCUUCUUAUAGAGAGAAGUAUUGGCCCGGGCUCAUAAAUCGAUAUCAUCGACACUAAAGUGACAUUGCAUAGUAGUUGAUUGAUGAUCAAUAAACAGAAGGGAAGUUACAACAGCAAAAUAACAAAGUUAAGUCCGGCGUUUUUAAAAUUAAUAGCAGUAUCUACCUAGAAAUUACAUUUUUUUAUUUUUAACUUCUAUUUGUAUCUGUAUGUUUAAGGUUCAAUAAAAAUAAAUAAAAUAACGUAUGAAUUAAAAAAAAUAAA
Messenger RNA from Episyrphus balteatus (marmalade hoverfly), 2057 nucleotides. It is a transcript of the gene B52, whose product is annotated as serine-arginine protein 55. Lineage: Eukaryota; Metazoa; Arthropoda; Insecta; Diptera; Syrphidae. Gene Ontology annotation, cellular component: nucleus; cytoplasm; ribonucleoprotein complex. The transcript is spliced from 10 exons. Gene Ontology annotation, molecular function: mRNA binding. Gene Ontology annotation, biological process: alternative mRNA splicing, via spliceosome; mRNA splice site recognition. Bases 180 to 1316 code for a protein of 378 amino acids. The record is from RefSeq and is a predicted model, not a curated record.